GGGAGCAUUAAACUUUUCUGCUGUGUAUGGCAUAUUUCAGAAAGCACCGACUCAUUUGAGUGUGAGCACUCAGACCGACAAGUUCAUUAGUUAUUGGCAUUCUCAAGAGUGGUUUUGACGAUUUUUUUUUUCAUUAAGUUGCUCGAUAAAUACAAAAUGUUAAAAAUAUUUGAAUUUUUCGUAAUUUUACUGUAUUUUGGUGCUCUUUCUGUGAAUUCUCAAUUAAUUCUUGAAUCAAAUGUUCAAAGGGCAGUUGUGGAGGAAACUUUUUCGCAUGGAAGAAAAUUUGAAGUUGAUUAUGAGAAUGAUACUUUCUUGCUCGAUGGAAAACCCUUUCGCUACAUUUCUGGGUCCUUUCACUACUUCAGAGCUCCACGUGAAAAUUGGCGGCAAAAACUACGCACAAUGCGUGCAACUGGGCUGAAUGCUGUUAGCACGUACGUUGAGUGGUCACUUCAUAAUCCAAAAGACAAUGAUCAAUAUGUGUGGAGUGGAAUGGCGGAUUUGGAGCAUUUCUUGGAUUUAGCUGUGCAAGAGGAUCUCCUGGUUAUUCUUCGUCCUGGGCCCUACAUCUGUGCUGAAAGGGAUAUGGGAGGUUUCCCAUAUUGGCUUCUUACAAAAUACCCUAAAAUACAGCUAAGAACCUUUGAUUCAGAUUAUCUGAGAGAAGUGGAGAAAUGGUAUGGGGUACUCAUGCCUAAAAUGCAACCUUAUCUGUACGGCAACGGGGGUCCCAUAAUAAUGGUUCAAGUGGAGAAUGAGUACGGGUCAUUCAAGGCAUGCGACGCUAAUUAUAUGAAGUGGUUGAGAGACGAAACUCUCAAAUAUAUUCAGGAUAAGGCGCUCCUCUUCACGACAGACGGACCAGGCAUGCUAGCUUGUGGUAGUGUGGAAAAUGUCUUUGCUACAAUUGAUUUUGGACCAUCAAAAACCAUCUCGGGGUACUGGGAGAAGCUACGGAAAUUCCGUCCUAGGGGUCCCCUUGUCAAUUCCGAAUACUACCCCGGAUGGUUGACCCACUGGCAGGAGGGGAUGCAGCGCGUUGACACGGAGAAGGUGGUCAAAACCCUCGAUGAUAUGCUCCACGACAAUGCCAGCGUGAACUUCUACAUGUUCUUCGGCGGGACAAAUUUUGGCUUCACAGCUGGUGCCAAUAACGGCGGGAUUGGCAGCUACCAGGCGGAUGUUACUUCCUACGACUACGAUGCCCCCAUGACUGAAGCCGGAGACGCUACACCGAAACUCUUUGCAAUUCGUGACACCAUUUCACGGCAUGUGGUCAUGCCGGGUGUUGCUGUGCCCGAUCCCAGCCCAAAGCUCAACUACGGAAAAGUCUACCUAACACCACGACAGAAUCUUCUCUCACGACACACCCGCAGAAGCAUCUGCCGGGGGUCUGUUGAGUCGCGCACGCCUGUUUCAUUUGAGGAAUUGGACCAGAAUUCCGGUCUUGUGCUCUAUGAGCGCGAUCUCCCGCCAUUACGUCGCGAUCCCAGCGCAUUGAUGAUUGAGAAGCUUCACGAUCGUGCAAUUGUGUACAUUGAUCGACAAUUUGUGGGUAUAUUGAGUCGAGAGAAUAAAAUUGAUACACUCUCCAUCAAUUGGGCCAAUUGGCCGGGGCAGAAGUUGCAGAUAUUGGUGGAGAGUCAGGGAAGAAUUAAUUAUGACAUUGCCAAUGACUUCAAAGGAAUUCUCGGCUCGAUCACGCUUGAUUAUUCAAUUCUCUUCAACUGGACCAUUACGGGGUGUCCGCUGGAGAAUAUUGAGGACAUUGAGGUGCACACGCGGGAGCGGAGCCCCUUCUACCGCGAGAACCUUCUCCGAGAGGGCGCCACAAAGUGCACCGUACGCAAUGGACCGGUGUUUUUCCGCGGAGAAUUCGCAUUGACCCCGGAGCAACUGAUGGACACCUACUUGGAUCCCACAGGAUGGGGCAAAGGGGUGGCAUUCCUCAAUGGCGUCAAUUUAGGCAGAUACUGGCCAACUGUUGGCCCCCAGAUCACCCUCUACGUGCCCAAGGAAUUCCUCCUUGCGGGCACAAACAGCCUCAUCCUGCUGGAAUAUGAACGCUGCCCCGAAGAGAGGAGCAUUGAAUUGGUGGCAACGCCAAAACUCGAUGGUUAUCAAUGAGAGAGCAAAAAUGUAUUGAAAAUAAAUUUAAAUAUUAGAAAAUAUAUCAGCUCAUCAAUUACACAG
Lutzomyia longipalpis is the source of this 2196-nucleotide messenger RNA. Its product is annotated as beta-galactosidase-like. The transcript has 4 exons. NCBI's taxonomy places the organism in Eukaryota, Metazoa, Arthropoda, Insecta, Diptera, Psychodidae. Gene Ontology annotation, molecular function: beta-galactosidase activity. Gene Ontology annotation, cellular component: vacuole. The record is from RefSeq and is a predicted model, not a curated record. Gene Ontology annotation, biological process: carbohydrate metabolic process. The coding region runs from base 157 to 2130 and encodes 657 amino acids.